Messenger RNA from Oncorhynchus nerka (sockeye salmon), 3106 nucleotides. Its product is annotated as cytokine-inducible SH2-containing protein-like. Gene Ontology annotation, molecular function: 1-phosphatidylinositol-3-kinase regulator activity. Gene Ontology annotation, biological process: phosphatidylinositol phosphate biosynthetic process; intracellular signal transduction. The coding region runs from base 2055 to 2666 and encodes 203 amino acids. The transcript has 3 exons. Gene Ontology annotation, cellular component: phosphatidylinositol 3-kinase complex. The record is from RefSeq and is a predicted model, not a curated record. Lineage: Eukaryota; Metazoa; Chordata; Actinopteri; Salmoniformes; Salmonidae.
ACCUGUAGAAUUUAAUCUGUCUAUGCACACUAGGUAAUACCCCUGGUAUUUUGUUAGCGAGCCAGUUGGUGCUAAAGGUUAGGUAAGUAGUGGGAAGGUAGGAGAGGGGACUCUUUAACUUACUUUCUUUGCUUUGGUUCCGUCCAGCCCCUUUUCCCCCACCUUACCGUGUUUUAAGGAAUAAUCAAUUCCCUGUAACAGUAUUUUUCUCUGCCUCUGUCUUUCCCCGCACCUACUAACGCACUUUUUUUUUUCACUCCACGGGGAGUUGAGAUGUAGCAGGGUGUUGUGUUCCCCCCUCCAAGGGGCAUAUGUCUCUCACACACAGACAGACAGAUGGACUGACAAACAUGAAAGACCAAUGGAUGGUCUUACAGAUGCCUCAGCCAAAUUUCUCUAUUGCAAAUGUCACAGAUCUACAGAAGAAGCCUGUCCAUCUGAUGUGUUGUCCAUAGGUUAAACUUUCCCCAAAUUCCCAGUUUUUUCCCCCCUGGAAAUCCUGGUUAGAGGCUUCCUGGAUUUCCUGCUUAUUCCCUCGUGACUCCAGGAAUCUUCCAACCAGUUUUUCUGGAAAACCAGGGCAUUUGUGGAAUAUUACUGGAAUUUUGCAACCCUAGUUAUCCAUACCUUGCCUGUUGUCACUAAAUGUUUUGCAUCAAACAUGUUUGUAAAAACAGAGGAUAAUGAGAGGAAUUCUAAGUGAGAUGUAGAUGUUUUUCAGUAUGUUGUCUUUUUCUUAUCACUGAAAUGAUAAGUAAAAAAAAAAAACACACACUGCAUGGGACCGAUGAUGUUAUUACAAGAGAGCCUCUUGUGGCAGCUAUUAAAGGACACACAGAGGGGACAGGGAGGACACUUCUGACUAGACUACUGUAGGCUGCACCCCUGACUGGCCUGUUGAGGAAGCAAAUGACCAUGUUUUAACAUAAGCACAGAUUGUCAAUAUGCGCUGGCAGCCAUGCAUAAAUAGCACAGAGCUUAGAGCCUGUUAAUUAAGAUCUGCAAGGAAUUCCUUAAUUGAAAUAGCGAGUAGCCUAAUAGCCCACAUGCCUUUGAGAGCAGGUUAAUUAAAACCUCAAACUUUUUACACGUGUAGACUAACAUAAGGUAAAGGCACCCCCAAAAUCCAUAACUAUUGACAUAUUACACAACAUUUCUUCAACCGUGUAUUGUCAUUUAAUACUGGUCCCACACACAGUUCCAGUUUAGUACUGCUACGGGCCUGAUUCAAACAUCAAGCCCUUGAUUAAUUGAAACAGGUGUAUUACUGCUGGUCAGAGACAAAAGCCUGUACAACCAUGUGUUUCCAGCCAGGUCAGCCCAGCUGGAAGACGAAUUCAAUAACCUUUCCAACAGUUUGUUUCAAAACUUGCCUUACUCUACUGAACAAGUCUGUCACAAAUAUCGAGCCAUUUGAGUGGCAAAUUAAUGUUAGGCCACCACACCAGACCUAACAUCACAUUUUGUGCAUCAAAGCGGGGACAGAGAGACUGAAAAACAGCUUCUAUCUCAAGGCCAUCAGACUGUUAAACAGUCAUCCCCAGCAUUGAGUUGCCAACAUACUCUAGCCACUUUAAUAAUGGAAACAUUUAUUACAUCAAUUUAUCACUACCCACUUUAAACAAUGCCACUUUAUAUAAUGUUUACAUACCCUACAUUACUCAUCUCAUAUGUAUAUACUGUCCUCUAUACCAUCUACUGCAUCUUGCCUAUGCCGUUAGACCAUCAUUCAUUCAUAUAUUUGUAUGUACAUAUUCUUAUUCAUUCCUUACACUUGUGUAUAAGGUAGUUGUUGUGAAAUUGUUAGGUUAGAUUACUUGUUAGAUAUUACUGCAUAGUCGGAACUAGAAGCACAAGCAUUUCGCUACACUCUGCAUUAACAUCUGCUAACCAUGUGUAUGUGACAAAUAACAUAUGAUUUGAUUUUGACAUUUGUUUAUAAGCAGGGGUGAAAGUAAGGCGGGUUGAACCAGGCCAAAUAAAGUGUUGUACGCCAUACCAGUUAAAACCCCAGACCACUGCUGUCUGGCAGCCCCACAGAGGGCCCUGUGGGCAUGCGGACAGGGAGCAUCUCCUCACCUCACUGCCUUCACAGCACCCCUCCACAGUGGGACCCCACGAAUGACCUGCGCACCAUCGCCAAAAACUUCUUCUACCUUGAUACCUCAGGCUGGUACUGGGGAGCCAUCACAGCAGGUCAGGCCCAUGCAGCUCUCCAGGCAGCGUCAGAGGGGGCCUUUCUGAUUCGAGACAGCAGCCAUCCCCUGUACAUGCUGACCCUGUCUGUUAGGACUGCCCGUGGCCCCACCAGUAUACGCAUCCAGUACAGUGGAGCCCGGUUUCUGCUAGACUCCAGCUCGCCAGCCCGACCCAGCCUUUUGUCCUUUCCUGACGUGCCUAGCAUGGUGCAGUACUAUGUAGGACCAACAAGGAAGGUGCAGAAGGGCAAGGUGGAGGAGACUCAUAGCGCACAGCCCGCCCAGAGGACAGUUCAGGAGAGCACAGUAGUGCUGAAGCUCAAGCGGGCCCUGCACAAGCCCCAGGCCUUCCCCUCCCUCCAGCAUAUCACACGCCUCACCAUCAACCGCAGCACAGGCUGUCCGGACCAGCUGCCACUGCCACGCCCACUGGUGCGCUACCUGCAGGACUACCCCUUCCAUGUAUGAGGGUCCUCUGGUGCUGAAUUAAACUAAACAGUUCAACUAAACCUUGAGGAGCGCUGUCAGUAAGAGGUCCCUGGCAGCUGGAAACAACAUCACUGCACUGGCAACUAAUGGAGCCACAUCAGACAUACGGUUGGUCAUGAGACCAUGUUUGGGAAAGAACCUUCCAGAAAAUGGUGCCUGGUUUUGGAUUUCUCAGAGGGAAGUGGGGUUCUGUGUACCACCCCAAUUCACAGAGGUGAUUGACUGGAAAACAUAUGGUGCUAACUGUAGUGUAUCCUCGUGCUAUGAGGGGUAACGUUUUCUUUCUGUUUCUGAGCAGUGAAUUGCUUUUCAGUCACAGAUGUAAAUGGUUAAAUUUUUUAUUUAGUCAACAUUGUCAUUUUUUACCCCCCCCCGACACUGUACAUAUCCCUUUUUUUAUUAAAACAAUGUUAAAUGAG